This is a messenger RNA of Nicotiana attenuata, 2360 nucleotides long. Its product is annotated as peroxisome biogenesis factor 10. The transcript has 10 exons. Gene Ontology annotation, cellular component: peroxisomal membrane. Gene Ontology annotation, biological process: protein import into peroxisome matrix. Gene Ontology annotation, molecular function: zinc ion binding. Lineage: Eukaryota; Viridiplantae; Streptophyta; Magnoliopsida; Solanales; Solanaceae. The record is from RefSeq and is a predicted model, not a curated record. The coding region runs from base 688 to 1725 and encodes 345 amino acids.
UUGAUGCUUUAAUACUGUGUCGUCCCAAGUUGUUAACUUCAUUAGAGUAUGUGCAGUGUGAAAUAAGGAAAGAAAAAAGAUUUAUUUUUUGUUUCUAAAGAGUUGUAAAACAAAAGAAGCUAUUUUAAUUUUUUAAAUUCUUGUUAUUGUUAUAGUGGAUAAGGGACCCUGUAUGUAACUUGAGAUUUGUUUUCUCUGAUUGAUUACUCUGUUUAUUAAAAUGAACUUCAUUGCAAAAUCCAUUUGGCGAGUGCUGUAUCGGAGUUGAAUUACUAGUCAGAAUGAAUUUUAUUCCAAUUGAGGUAUGUAUUCACUUAAUUUGGAAAAUGCUUAAUCCUUCAGAAAACUGCCACUGGGAGUUUUUCAGCAAGACUCACCCUCACCUUUUACUGUGAACUUUCACACAAUGUUUUCUUCAUUCUGGUCCUCUUUUGGCUGGGGUAAGCCCAGGUGGUUAGAGCUUAGAGUUCCAUAUGGCAUCCUCAUAAUCUUAGGAGAUCAAAGAAAUAAAAGAAAACUAUAGGCGGCAAUCAAAAAAUGACGUAAUAGUGGGUUGAAAAUUUUGUUUACUCCGUUUAUGUUGGAUAGGAGUCGAUUAGAAGAAGUUAAAAUGAUUAGAAUGAUCUAGCUUCAAGAGAACAAUGUGAUUUCAGUGCAAGAGCAACUUGCUUAUCUCGAGGGCUUAUCAUGAAGAUGACUGAGAAUGUUACCCAAAUAGUGGCUAUGCAUAAUUCAACUCUUUGCUGUAGAAUUGGUCAGGCAAAACUCUUGGGGCAAAUGCUCUAUUAUAUGCUGACAACGGGUGCAGGGAAGCAAACAUUAGGAGAAGAAUACUGUGACAUCACUCAGGUUGCAGGACCAUAUGGGCUUUCCCCAACACCUGCAAGACGUGCUCUUUUUAUUUUCUAUCAGUCAGCCGUUCCAUACAUUGCAGAAAGAGUCAGUUCUAGAAUAGCUUCCCGUGGCAUCACCCUUGCUGAUUCAAUGGCCGACUAUACAUUUGGGGACGUUCGUACUUCAAGCAACGAAACUGAGGCAUCAGUGACUGUUGAGAUACAGUCAUCUUCAACAUCCACUCCAUCAAUUUCAGCUCUUUCAAGAUUAAAAGCCAAGAUAAGGGGUUUCUGGUUGUAUGCAGUUCGAAGGUGGCCUUCGGUGCUUCCUCUUGCCCGUGAGGUGUUGCAAUUGGUUAUCCGGACCAAUCUCAUGUUCUUCUAUUUUGAAGGAUUUUAUUAUCAUAUAUCAAAACGUGCUGCGGGCAUUCGCUAUGUGUUCAUUGGCAAACCUAUGAACCAACGACCUAGAUAUCAAAUACUAGGGGUCUUCCUUCUAAUUCAAUUAUGUAUUCUUGCUGCUGAAGGUCUGAGGCGUAGUAGUUUAUCAUCCAUUUCAGCUUCUGUUCAACAAGCACCCUUUGGAACCUAUCAGACUUCCACAGGCCGAGGUUUACCUGUUUUAAAUGAGGAAGGCAAUCUAAUUACUGCUGAAACUGAGAAGUAUGGGCUGGUUGCUGAAUCCACAUCAACCUCAGAGUCGCAAGGAAGCAAUCCAAGCAAAUGCACGCUUUGCCUAAGCAGCCGCCAAGAUCCAACAGCCACACCUUGUGGUCAUGUGUUUUGCUGGAACUGCAUAAUGGAGUGGUGCAAUGAGAAGCCUGAAUGUCCUCUUUGCCGUUCUCCUAUAACACAUUCAAGCUUAGUUUGUCUGUAUCAUUCAGAUUUUUAGUCAUGGAUAGGUCAGAUAUUGCAAAAAAAUCUGCAAAAAAAUUACCAAGGCCGGGUCUGUUCUCGAUGUGUCAGAAACGAUUCAGUGGUACAGUUGUGUGUACUUCAUGUUGAAAUGUGGGAUCCUCUUUUAUUUUCGGGUGCUCCCACACAGCGAGCUCUGGAAGCCAUAUUGGGGUAAAAAGGGUGGUUGUGAGCUGUGGAAGGGUGUAGACUUUUUCUAUUGAUUUACCAAAGUUAAUCAGGUUAAGUUUUGUGCCAUGUAAUGGUGUAGCAGAUCCAUUUAUGGAAAGCAAGCACACAAACAGCAUUCCUCGUCUUACACAAUGCCGCUACUUGUCUUUCACUGACGAAAAGAUUGGAUUUCCCUCAUAGGAAGUUGUCGCUGCUGUUCCGUGUAUUGUCAAUUUUUACAUGUGCUUCGGGACCGGAUUGACUGGAUAAAGUUGCGACAGAAUCAAUCAUUGUUGAGGUAUGACUGGUAUUUGUGAUGUAUGACGAGACUACAUUUUCACCUGUGAUAUUAAAAAGAAAUUAGUUUUUUCAACCUCAAAAUUAUAGUAUGUGGAGGUCUUGCAGCUAACUGUCUUUGGUUUUCAAAACCGAAAGAGGAAUAUAUACAUCUUUUUUUAUUUA